CUGAUUAUCACGGUGCCCCACAUCGUCAACGGCUAACCACGAAAAUCACAAUUUCCCUUCCCCUUACUUAUCUUCAUCCCUUCCGCUCUAUUAUUUCGACUUUUCAACAACCUUCCCAGUUUCUCUCUCCUCUUUUUCACCUACCUUUUACUCCUUCCCCAGGUUUCUACAGAUACUUAAGAGAAAUGAGUCGCCCACAAGAACCACAUAGGCCAUUCUUCCCGCAUGGAAACCCUUUUCGGAUGAUACUUCCAAAAAGCUCUUAUCUUUCCCCUAAACUACAGGCGCUGCUGAAUAAGUUUGAGGACACCUUGUCCGGAAGGCUGAGAAGACUUGUCCCAAAGCACAAAGAUGAGGUCUUCAGCUUUUCGUGGAUGAUAUUAGCCAUACAGUUGCUUUCUGAGACGCAUAGUGAUAUCAAAGAUCUGAUAACUGAUCUCGAACUUCCUGUUGUUGAUUGGGAUGACAAAUGGAUAGAUGUCUACUUGGACAACAGUGUGAAGUUGCUGGAUAUAUGUAUUGCCCUCUGCUCCGAACUUUCCCGACUAAGCCAAGGGCAGCUCCUGCUUCAUUGUACGCAGCGUAAUUUGGACCAACACAGUUCAAGUGAGAUUUUGAAAGCAAAAUCUUCAAUUGAUAGUUGGAGACAGCACAUUGGUGCUAAGAACCCUAGACUGGACAAUUGUUUCAUCAUCAUCGACAAGCUGAUGGAAUCAUUAGAGUUGCCUAAGGUUAAGAACUCAGGUAAAGGAAAGACAUUGAUGCGUGCUAUGUAUGGAGUCAAGGUUCAAACUUUGUUUGUUUGCAGUGCAUUCAUCUCUGCUUUCACAGGCUCUGAUAAGAAAUUAGUAGACUUGCAAGUUACUGGUUCACACAUGUGGGCAGAAUCGUUUAAUGAUCUCCAGACUUUUGUACAUAGGGAGAUUAGAAGUUUAGUUUCGAGUGGUAGAAAUGUUCUUUUGAAAGAGUUGGAAGCAGUUGAUUCAACUAUCGGGAAAUUAAAUCCCAUGAUUGAAGAAGGUAUAGAGCCUAUGAAAACUGAAGCAUUCCAGAAUACUGUUGCAGAGUUAGGGACUAGAGCAGACAAACUCUCAUCUGGACUAGAUCUUUUAGCGAAGGAAGUGGAUGGGUUUUUCCAAAUAGUGUUGAGUGGACGUGAUGCUUUGCUUGGUAACCUUAGAGUUUCUAGUAGCGUCUUUGAUUCUCCAAAAAAGUCCAAGACGGAGGAACAGCUUGUAAGAUGAUGAAACUGGACAUGCCGAGUUCGUAUAUAAACAGGUCUAGGUAUGGUUAUUGUAACUUCGUGAUGGGGAAAUAUGUGAGAUCUUCUCGGGUAUAUUAUUAUUAUUAUACUUAUCUUGUAACUUGCAAUAUGUUUGUUCUGAAUGAGCGCCUGAGCUUUGUACUUGUGUACUACAAUAUUAUGGUACUGAUAUAUGAAAGGGUAUUUGCUGUGUGGAA
Molecule: messenger RNA, 1461 nt
Organism: Spinacia oleracea (spinach)
Lineage: Eukaryota; Viridiplantae; Streptophyta; Magnoliopsida; Caryophyllales; Amaranthaceae
Product: protein BPS1, chloroplastic
Exons: 2
Coding region: 186-1244 (352 amino acids)
Biological process (GO): root development; shoot system development
Source: RefSeq, a predicted model, not a curated record